This is a messenger RNA of Pseudoliparis swirei, 5040 nucleotides long. It is a transcript of the gene fancd2, whose product is annotated as FA complementation group D2. Gene Ontology annotation, cellular component: condensed chromosome; nucleus. Bases 436 to 4764 code for a protein of 1442 amino acids. Gene Ontology annotation, biological process: mitotic intra-S DNA damage checkpoint signaling; homologous chromosome pairing at meiosis; interstrand cross-link repair. The transcript has 44 exons. NCBI's taxonomy places the organism in Eukaryota, Metazoa, Chordata, Actinopteri, Perciformes, Liparidae. The record is from RefSeq and is a predicted model, not a curated record. Gene Ontology annotation, molecular function: DNA polymerase binding.
ACGGCGUAUCCCAGAAAAGUACAAGGAAAGUAUACAAUGAUAAAAUAUGUCGACAGACUUCUGACCCCGCCCACCAACGGACAAACAGAUUGUCUGAACACUUAACCUAAUGCUAGAAACGGAGAGACCGUUUACAAUAUGUUGUCGUGGUUGGAGUGUAAAACGACGUACCGUUUUUAAAAGCGCAACCUUCAGUCAACAUACUAACUUAUAGAGGAUAUAUUUAUACUAUCUAUAUUCACUUUAUUAAUUUACGUUCGGACGAGUUCAUUUCUUCCCGCUGUGCCCCUCGGUUCCCUAAACUCAUUGAAGAUCAUCUAAAUCGAGUAUCCCUAACUGGUUUGUGACGCACGCAAUACAUUUGGCGCGGAAGGUUGAUUUGUAACUUCUGUGUCUUAAGCUUUGGUCGAAAUAUCGACGUCUCGCUACCAAAACAUGAUGCGUAAAAAGCGACGCUCGUCUGUGGAUAAAGGAGAGGAAGCAACGACGACCACUAAGGCAAAGAAGAGUCGCAACACUGGUCGCAAACUAAAGGAACCGGCUCCAGAAGAAACAAAUGAAAGUGUAUUUGGUGUCUUUCUUCGAGAAGCAGGUGUCACCUUGAAACACGCUGGAACAUCCAAUGAGAUUGCUGUCGACCAAGUAGUUUUCCAAAAGAGGCUACAGAAGCAACUCCAGAAGAGUCCCAGGUACCCUGGGAUUGUGAAGGAGUUUACCACUGGACUAGAGUCUCAUAUUGAGGACCCUGAGCGGUUUAGGAACUGCCUUCUUCCAUGUGUCCCACGAUUGUUGGAUGGAGACUCCAGUCAGGUCAGCUCUUUUCAGGAAAGCCUGCUGCGCAUGCUGUUGGGCAUUGAGAUGCUGCAGAGCUUUAUCAUUAACACCUUGCUCGAGAAGCUCCCUGAGUUUAUGUUUGAUGGCACCGGAGAUGGAGGACUCAGUAUUCCUCACGCAAUUAUCAACCAGUUUAAAUGGCUAGACCGAAUUGUGGACAGCAAGGAGUUGGCAGCGAAGCUCAUGGAGCUGGUGUCAGUCGCACCGGUGGAGGUUCAGCGUGACAUCAUCACUAGUCUGCCAGAGAUACUGGAAGACUCCCAGCACAAUGAUAUAGCCAGAGAGCUCAACUCUUUACUCCAGGAGAACACUCAGUUGACUGUCCCCAUCCUGGAUGCCCUCUCUAGUCUGAACCUUAGUUCCUCAUUACUUACUGAGGUCCGUGGCGCCGUUAUGGUCACCUUGGCUGCUGUGCAACUGGAGGACUUACCUGUGGUGGUCAAGUUCGUCCUGCAUUCUGUCUCAGCCUCUGAUGCCUAUGAGGUGGUGCGUAAUCUUCGUAAAAAGUUAGAGUUGGAGCAGUGUGUUCUCCCUCCUGUGCUGCAGGCCUCUCAGAGCCGCAUAAAGAGCAAAGGAUCAGCAGCGUCCUCUUCCACACCAUCAGCUGGCAGCAGCCAAGAUAGCGUUACAUUGAUACUGGACGGCAUCAAGUCAGCAGUGCGAUUCCAGAAAAUGAUAUCUGAGGCGUGGCUCAAGGCAAUUGAGUCUGUGGACGAAGAGGAGGACCAUAAGGUAGUAGAUCUGCUGGUGCUGUUCAUCCUCCACUCCACCAACGCUAACCAGAGCCGACGGGGCGCGGAGCGGCUGCUGAAGGGGAAAGUGAGGACUGGACUGAUCCAGGAGCCUCUUCUCCAGAGGACCUUCAGGGACUAUGCUCAGGUCAUGCGAGGGUAUUUCCCCUCCAUCCUGUCUCUGGCUCAGAGUUUGUUGCGCUCCCCCGACCCAUGUGUGGUGCCUUUUGGUGGACACAUGUACCGACACUCAUUCACGGCUUUUGACUCUUACUGCCAACAGGAGGUGGUGGGCUCUUUGGUGACCCAUGUGUGCAGUGGUGUGGGUGGGGAGGUGGACAUGGCUCUGGAGCUGCUCUGCGGCCUUGUCACAGAAAAACCCUCAGAAAUGGCCCUUUAUGCUGUUUUUGUCAAGGGAAUCUUAGAUUACAUGGACAACCUCACACCCCAGCAGAUCCGCAGACUCUUCCACCUUCUGAGCGGCCUGGCCUUCGGGCAACAGCAGCAGGGAUCUCACAUCCAGGAUGACAUGCACAUCGUGAUCCGCAAACAGCUCUCCAGCACUGUGCCCAAGUACAAGCGUAUUGGCAUCAUUGGCGCCGUCAGGAUUGUAGGAAGCAUGGGCGCCGUCAGGCUUAAAGUGAAAGAGUCACAGAAUGGCUCGUUACCCCAGGAGACACUCAGACAGGUGACCGCCCUGUUGGAGCUGGUGAAGUCCAGCAGUGAAAGCUCACCUGAGGCUGCCGCUCUCUACUAUGAUGAACUGGCCAACCUGAUGCUGAGCUCUACCCUGGACCCACAGGUGCAGCAAAGCAUCGAAAAGAGUGUCAUAGAUGACUUCCAGGUUGACUUUGUGGUGGACGUCGGACCAAAAAUAUCAGGUUCCUUUCCCUUUACGCCCUGUGUGUUGUAUGACCUGGAAGGUCAAGGAAACAGCAUUGCCAUCAACUUACUGCCUCUACUGGCCCAAAAUGUCCAGAUGAAAGGAGAGCAACAGAAUCAAACCUCAAAGACCCACAAGCGCGUGUCUCCUCUCUGUCUGUCUCCAUUAUUCCGCCUCCUGAGACUCUGUGAGCACAAACAGCACCAGGGAGACCUGGAGGAGAUUGACGGCCUGCUGGGCUGCCCUCUGAUCCUGACGGACAUGGAUGUAGUAGAGAAAAUGGAGAGCCUGUCUAAAGCUGAGAGGGAAUUCCUCUGUACGUUGCUGUUUCACACCAUCAACUGGUUCAGAGAGGUCAUAAAUGCAUUCUGUGAACAAAAAGAAACUGAGAUGAAGAUGAAAGUGAUGACCCGUCUGCAGAACAUCACCUACCUUCAGACACUGCUGGAGAGGGCUUUGGCAGAAACACCUGGCUAUGUUCCACCGGUUGCCAACUUUGAUGGAGAAAGCACAGAGGGUGUUAUACUUAGUUCUGCUGCUCCUGUGAUUAAGGCAAAGAAAGAUGCACCAGGAAAGAAAAGGAAGGCUCCUGGUAAGAAUUCCUCAGAGAGCAGCGCUCAGCUUGAGGAGAUGACUGAAGCAGACAAAACUCAGCAGGAGCAGCCAGAAAAGGAGAAGGAAAAGGAGAUCCGGCAAGGUGUCAGCCUGCUGUCCUACAGACAGUUUUUCAGGGAGCUGGACAUGGAGGUGCUUGAUGUGCUGCAGUGUGGCCUGCUGUCCCGCUCACUGCUCGACUCUGAGCUCCACACCAAGGUGCGGGAGGAGGUUCUGCUGGGUCCUGCUGAGCUGGUGUUCCUGCUGGAGGAUAUGCAUCGCAAAGUGGAGUUCAGUCUUACCGCUGCCCCUGCAAAGAGAGUUCCUUUCUUUAAGGCCAGGGCCGAUAAGAGCGUGGGCUUCUCCCAUCUACAGCAGAGGAGCUCCAAGGAUGUCGCCUCCUACUGUGUCCAGCUGCUGCCUGCCCUCUGCUCCCACCUGGAGAACUGCCACAACCACUUCCAGACACUGCUGUCUGAUAACAACGGUGUUGUUGACGGACCUGCCACAGACAUUCAGCAGCACCAUCUGAUGUCAUCAAGCUACCAGCUGCUCCUGCAGGUCCUGAACACCACCUUCAGCUGGUCUGGAUUCAGCCAGCCAGGACAGCGGGGCUUACUGAAGAAGGCGCUGGGAGUUUUGGCUGAACGACUAAAAGAGGAAAGUGCUGAGUUGACCUUGGAGCAGCUUGUAAAACACAGCUUCGAGUACCUGGUGAACUUCCGCAGCACAAUGCCAAGUCUCAGCACAGCUCUGUGUCUCUCCCAGCUGCUGUCCACUGUGUCAGAGAAAGGAGGCAACUCCGCUUCCUACAGAGAGCAGACUGCUUCCCUUGCAAAAAGAUUCCUCAGCCAAGACUGGGUGACAGCCAGCGGACAGAAGGAGCGCGGGAAUAAAUUCAAUGAAGCGCUUCACACUCUCCUAAGAAUUUACCUGGAGCAUGUCGAUGAUGUUCUGAAGGCAGUGGAGGAAAUAACUGAAAGAGGAAUUGCAGAGCUCCUGAAUGCAUCAAAAGAUGAGAGCUCGGCGUCAUGGCCCACUCUCAACAGGCAAACAUUCCUGGUGUUCUACAAAGUGUUGAUGGCAGAGCUGGAAAAGGCCAUCAGGAAGAUUCCUGUUGGCAAAGUCAGUGACAACGUUGAGGCUCAGAGUGAGAAGCUGCUGACAUGGAAACUAGCUGUCGAAGAUUUUCAUGCCCUGGUCAAAAUAGUGAUGGUGUUUGAUUCUCGGCCCGUGCUCAUUGUGUGUCUGAAGUAUGGCCGCCUUUUCCUGGAUUCUUUCCUGAAGUUGGGGAUGCCACUAUUGGACAACAGUUUCAAAAGGCACACGGAGGAUGUCCAGAGCCUGCUGAAAGUCUUCCAGCUCAGCACCCGGCAGCUCCAUCACAUGUGUGGACAUUCUAAGAUUCACCAGGAUACAAGCCUGACCAAUCACGUACCAGCCUUAAAGAAGAGCCUCGAGCUGUUUGUUUACCGAGUGAAGGCCAUGCUGACGCUCAACAACUGUCAAGAGGCAUUUUGGAUUGGCAACCUGAAGAAUCGCAACCUGAAGGGUGAAGAGAUUCUUUCUCAGCGGUCACAAGGAAGUGAUGAAGAUGAGGAUGAGGAAGAGCAAUGUUCCCCGCUGCCUCAGGACCAGUCAGAGGACGAGGAUAUGGAAAGUACGACGGUCAACAGAGAGGACGAUGUGGAUCAAGAUGAUGUUAUAGAGGACUCUGACUAACACACUCUUGGUUUGGAAGUGUCUUUUGUACAUUAACACUUUCUAUAUGUGUUGAAAACUGACUCAAUUGGCAUUGCAUUUAUGUACUUCCAUUGUUUUUUUUAUUUUCUGUUGAAGUUAAACUAUCCCUAAUAAUUAGGUGUUUUCACAUGAAGUAUGGUUCUUUAAAAAAAUGUGCUAUAUGCUUUAUUCUAUUUGUUGGCGACAAAAUAAAAUAGAGAUUAUGGCAAGAUUGUUUUAGUCUGAUUUGUCAUUCAAUAAAAAAUUCAAAAAACU